AUGUGGACCCUUCUCCUAAUAACCAGCAUUGCUGCAGUGUCUGCUGAACCUCUGACCUUUCAUGGGGAUAAAGUCUUUCGGAUAGUGCCACAAACUAUUGAACAUGUGGAGCUUCUCAAAUCCAUAGCCAGCCAGACAAAGCUGGACUUCUGGGUUCCCGACUCGGUUUCGCUUCUCGAAGAGGGAAAGACUACUGACUUUCGGGCUCAAUAUGAUGUAGCUUAUGAUGUUCAAGCUCUGAUUGCUCAAAGUGGAAUGCCGUUUGAGGUUUUGAUUGACGAUGUUCAAGUAGCCAUUGACAACCAACUUAACAGCAAUGUUCGCUCUGUACAUAGCUAUGAGAAGUACAAUGACCUUGAAACGAUUUAUGCCUGGACUGCCAACAUUGCAGCGCAGAACCCCGACCUUGUUACUCGCUCACAGAUUGGAACCUCCUACGAGGGACGUCCUAUCUAUUUGCUUAAGGUUGGAAAAGCUGGUGCCAAUAAAAAUGCCGUCUUCAUAGAUUGUGGAUUUCAUGCCAGAGAAUGGGUCACUCCUGCAUUCUGCCAGUGGUUUGUGAAGGAGGCUGUUAAUUCUUAUGGCUCUGAUCCAGAAUUUACCAACCUUCUUGAUACUCUGGAUUUCUAUGUUGUGCCGGUCCUGAAUGUUGAUGGCUACACAUAUACCUGGACAAAUGACCGCAUGUGGAGAAAAACACGCUCGUUCAACAAGAAUACACCCUGCACUGGUACUGAUCCAAACAGAAAUUUUGCUGCAGCAUGGGGCACUAAUGGAGCAACAUCAAGUCCUUGCAGCGAGGUUUAUUGUGGUACAACUCCAGAAUCGGAGAGUGAAACCAGAGCUCUUGGUGACUUCAUCCGGUCUAAUCUUUCAUCUAUCAAGGCUUACCUGACCAUUCACUCCUAUUCUCAGAUGCUUCUGUUCCCUUACUCCUACAAACAUAAACUAGCAAAAGACUAUGAUGAACUGUUUGCGCUUGCAGAAGGUGCAGUUAAUGCCCUGUCAUCCUUGUAUGGAACCACUUAUACCUAUGGACCUGGAGGAAAAACCAUCUAUCUUUCUUCUGGAGGAUCAGAUGACUGGGCAUAUGAUACCGGUGUUAAAUAUUCCUUCACAUUUGAGCUGCGCGACACUGGAAAAUAUGGCUUCAUUCUUCCUGAAUCUGAAAUUGUAGAAACCUGUGAAGAAACAAUGCUAGCUAUCAAAUACAUUGCUAAUCAUGUCCUGAAUAACGCUUAA
Molecule: messenger RNA, 1242 nt
Organism: Nanorana parkeri
Lineage: Eukaryota; Metazoa; Chordata; Amphibia; Anura; Dicroglossidae
Product: carboxypeptidase B-like
Exons: 11
Coding region: 1-1242 (413 amino acids)
Biological process (GO): proteolysis
Molecular function (GO): zinc ion binding; metallocarboxypeptidase activity
Source: RefSeq, a predicted model, not a curated record